AUGCUCCGCUCCUCCUUCGCUUUCAUCCUGGCCGCCGACGCGACAAGCGGCAGCUUUCUUGCAAUUCUUGCCGCCAGCGAAAGCGAAAGUGUGACCGCGGAAAACCUUGUUCCUAUUGCAUUAACUGGCUUUAAAGAAUCAACCCACUGGACCUCUGUUCUGAGUGGCGUGACAGAGGCGGAGGACCAAGGCGCGAUGCAAUCGGAGACUGCAUUCGACGAUGGUUCAUCACCACUCGAGCAGAAUGUCCUCCUCUUUGAAGGAUGCAAACACGCCACUGACCAAGAACUCCUCGAUUCGAUGCCGCCCAGGAGAGAAUCCGACGGCUUGGUCGCACUCUACUUUCGGGCUCAGGAAUACCGAUCUGUAAUACACCCGACUGAGUUCUUGAAGAGAUAUAACGCGUUCUGGGAGAAUCCUAGCGCUACAUCCGUCUCCUGGCUCGGCCUCUUGUACAGCAUCUUCUGCCUCACUAGCCAAGUUCAGAGCCAGGAGAGCGGCCUCUCGAGAGCCCAGAACAACGCGCCAUCCGUCUGGUCACCCACAGCCUUGUAUAAGAUACUGGGCUAUCGAGAAAAGGUCGUCCAGUGCCUCGUCCGAGUCUGGCUCUUGAUGGGCAACAUUGUCCAGAUAGCUAUCCGCAUGGGCUAUCAUCGAGACCCGCAGCACUUCAAGUCCCUAUCCCCCUACCAGGGCGAGAUGAGGCGCCGGAUGUGGGCUAUGAUAUACUCGCUUGACAUAGGAUUCUCAACGCAGAUGGGCCUUCCGAGCAGCAUCAAGCACUCGCUCAGCGACACUAUGCCGCCUCGAAACCUCCAGGACCGCGACUUUGACGCCAGCUCGACUGACCUGCCGCCCGAGAGACCCAUCGACGAACUUACCUCGAGCACCGUGAUCCUCGCCAAGCUUCACGUCGCCACCAGGAUCGGCGCCGUAUCAGACUUGGUCUGCAAUCCUCACCCGCUAUCAUACGAGACCCUCGUCGCGGCGAAUUCAAAACUAGACGUAACUUAUGCGACCAUUCCCGACCCAUGUCCGAAUCUCUUCUGGACCCUCCAAGCGUCGUAUUUCAGAGCCCGGAUCCUCGUCAACUGGAAGUUUCUCGGUACCUCGAAGGAUACGACUGGCAGCAACCAGUGCUGGAGUAUCGUGAUCGAGGCAGCCUUGGAGAUCAUGCGGCUGCAGCACCGCAUGGCGGAGGAGUACGAGGUCUUGGACGCGUCCCGCCCUACUGGUAUGGUCGACUCGUGUUUCAUAAAUAAUGGGUACUUUCUAGCCGCAAGUAUUGCAUGUUUCCUUGUGCAGCAUCGCAAGGACAGGCUGUCGGCCCAGGAACUGUUGGAAGUGCGAAGCCUGCUGGAAAAGAGCCUAGCCAUCUGGAGCCGCACAAACGACUUGUCCAGAGAAGCAAGCAAAGUAGUCACAGCUCUGAGGGUCGUACUUGGAAAACCCGAGGAGCCCAGUACACAUUCUACAAUAGAAGCAAGAGCGUCGCGUCGAGCAGGCGGAGGUGAGAACCCAGAUCAUCCUCCCAAAGAUCCGGAUCUAACUAAGCUUGCGCGCGCCGUCCCAGAUACGUUUGGCAGAAGUCAGAUGGCGUUUUCUAGUUGCACCUCUUUAUUUGAUGACCUGCCUUUGUUGAUGACAGACGUCGACACUGCGACGUUUCCUUCAAUGCCCUCGAUUCCCAUUCUAGACUACUGGCCGCAGGUAGAUGGGAGCAUUUAG
Messenger RNA from Aspergillus thermomutatus, 1728 nucleotides. RefSeq names its product fungal specific transcription factor domain-containing protein. NCBI's taxonomy places the organism in Eukaryota, Fungi, Ascomycota, Eurotiomycetes, Eurotiales, Aspergillaceae. Bases 1 to 1728 code for a protein of 575 amino acids. The record is from RefSeq and is a predicted model, not a curated record. Gene Ontology annotation, biological process: DNA-templated transcription. The transcript has 9 exons. Gene Ontology annotation, molecular function: DNA binding; zinc ion binding. Gene Ontology annotation, cellular component: nucleus.